Messenger RNA from Triticum dicoccoides, 1369 nucleotides. RefSeq names its product phosphoglycolate phosphatase 1A, chloroplastic-like. Lineage: Eukaryota; Viridiplantae; Streptophyta; Magnoliopsida; Poales; Poaceae. Bases 117 to 1199 code for a protein of 360 amino acids. Gene Ontology annotation, molecular function: phosphatase activity. Gene Ontology annotation, cellular component: cytoplasm. The transcript is spliced from 11 exons. The record is from RefSeq and is a predicted model, not a curated record.
AUGUUCAUCCAUGGCACAGCCACAUAGGCAUAUACCGUUAAAUCGCCCAGACGGAGACCACACCAACCAAACGCCACCCGAUCUUCAAAGAAAAACGUACUAGCAUCGAAGCAGAGAUGCUCCUGGCUCGCGCCUCCCCGGCCUUCCUGCCCUCCACCUCCUCCUCCCCUACCCCAUCGUCGCAGACGCUACCGCCGUCUGCGUCCUUCGGGAGGAGCCAGCGCACCGGUGGCAGCCUAACCGUGGCAUCGCCGAACUGCACCGUUAGACGGCCCGUGAUGGCGGGUGCGGCAGCGGCAGUCCCGGCGGCAAAGCUGGAGGACGCAGAGGCGCUUAUCGACUCUGUCGAGACGUUCAUAUUCGACUGCGAUGGGGUGAUCUGGAAGGGCGACAAGCUGAUCGACGGCGUGCCGGAGACACUCGACCUGCUCAGAUCAAAGGGCAAGAGGCUGGUCUUCGUGACCAACAAUUCGACGAAGUCGAGGAAGCAAUACGGGAAGAAGUUUGAGACGCUCGGGCUCAGUGUCAACGAGGAAGAGAUAUUUGCUUCGUCCUUCGCAGCUGCUGCGUACCUGCAGUCCAUCGAUUUCCCUAAAGACAAGAAGGUUUACGUGAUUGGAGAGGAAGGGAUUCUCAAGGAGCUGGAGCUGGCUGGCUUUCAGUACCUCGGUGGACCUACAGACGGUGACAAGAAGAUUGAGCUGAAGCCUGGCUUCUACAUGGAGCAUGACAAAGAUGUUGGAGCAGUGGUAGUGGGAUUUGAUCGCUAUUUUAACUACUACAAAGUUCAGUACGGGACACUCUGCAUACGUGAGAAUCCUGGGUGCCUUUUCAUUGCAACAAACAGGGACGCUGUCACCCAUCUCACUGAUGCCCAGGAGUGGGCAGGUGGCGGGUCAAUGGUCGGCGCUGUUCUUGGUUCAACCAAACAAGAACCGCUUGUCGUCGGGAAGCCGUCAACAUUCAUGAUGGACUACCUGGCAAAGAAGUUUGGAAUCACAACAUCUCAGAUAUGCAUGGUAGGUGACCGUUUGGAUACUGACGUUCUAUUUGGGCAAAAUGGAGGCUGCAAAACUCUUCUGGUUCUUUCAGGUGUGACUUCUGAGCAGAUGCUUCAAAGCCCCGACAACAAAAUCCAGCCAGAUUUCUACACAAACCAAAUUUCUGAUUUUCUCACCCUUAAAACAGCAGCAGUAUGAACAGAAAUGUGAACGGACUGUUUUACCUGGGGAGGCCCAUCACUUUUGUAUAGCAACGAAGAGAUCACAGGGAUGGUUUUCUUUUUCACAUCGAUUUGUAAUCGUGAGACAGAUGUUUAAAUGCAAGUAUGUAUAUCAUUAAAUGCAUAUCAAUUUGAUGCUGCUGCCUA